GUUACGGGAUGCAAUAAUUGGCCUCGCCGUUGCAGCCCUAUCCGCAAUUCUAAAUGGUCAAUACCCGAAAAAGCUUGCCUUUUUGGUCGAAAAAGCUUUUCAAAAUCAUGGAAAGGUUAGGCAGCGAUGAGCUCGCGGAGGUGCUAAAGAGAGUUUCUGAUUUGCAAGACCGCAAGGCUUGGUCUGAGGUAUGCUGGCAAUGGUCGAGAGUGGAGGGUUCCAUCCGUUCUUCGCUGCGUCUUCUGGAACCCGAAUCACUCCCUAAUCUGUUACGAAGGUUCCCUAGUUUGACAACCUUGAAGAUUGGCACCAGAAUUUCUGACAGCAUCCUCGCUGUCGCCGCCGAGAUAUGCCCUAAUCUCCAAACCCUUAACCUAAACUUCCAUAGAAGCCGAUGUUUCUCAGAUGCAUUCGGAAUUUCUGGAUUUGAUUUUGAAGAUAUUACUGAUGAUGGGUUAUGCAGCAUAUUGUUUGCUUGUAAGGAAUUGAUUAACUUUUCGAUGAGGAGGAGGAAACGAAUUGGGGAUGUUGGGAUCACUGCUCUUGUAUCACAUGCCAAAAAUUUAGUCUUUCUUGAUUUGUCGCGGUGCAGUAGGAUUAGUGAUAAUGCUCUGGAAGCCAUUGGUUCACUGAGUUUCUUGACGGCAUUAUAUCUUUGUGGAUGUUAUUUGAUCACUGAUCAUGGGUUGACUUCUUUGGCCCAUGGAUCAUCAUCCAAGACUUUGAGGAUUCUCGAUGUUUCAGAGUGUGAUCAGAUUACAGACUAUGGGAUCUCUUCCUUGCAGCAUAUUUCCUAUUUGCAGGAACUGAAGCUAGCAGAUUGUGGCCCCAAAGUCACUGAUUGUGGAGGUGCUUGUAUUGCUGCUAUGCCUGGCUUGAGGAAGUUGGACCUUUCAUGGCUGAUCAAUCUUUCAGAUUCUUCACUCAUUGCUAUAGCUCAGAACUGUCAGAAUCUUGUGGAGAUUAGAUUGAUAGGCUGUGAGCAGAUAACUGGUAAUGGGAUUCGUUCCUUCUCAGGCCACCAGUCAUUGGAGGACCUUGUAUUGGAUUCUUUUUACAAUGUUUCUGUUAAUGAUAUUGUGCACGUAGUGUUGGGUUGUUUGCCUUUGAGUCAUUUGAGGUUGCAUAGAGCUUUCAAGUGCUGGAUGCCAAGUUCAACGCAAGAGCAGCUUAGCAAGUUGUGUAAGAUAAGCUGGAUAUGAACAAAUGAAAUGCGAGCAUUGGGCUCUUACUUUUUCCCGAGCUGAAUUUAAUAAUUCAUUUGUUCAGAUUAUCUUUGAGGAAGGAAGUAGCCAUUCAAUGCGAAGUGGAAUGCUGCGAAAUUGAAGUAACUAAGAACUUGAUGUGAGAAGGGAGGCAUUUGUUUAUGUUAUUUUUAUAUGAAAAUUUGGUUACAUAAUUGUGAUGCUAUUUUCUGCAUCAAAUCAUUAAAAUAUAUAGUUUCCUCAUACAUUCAGCACAUGAAUAUAAGUGGUGAAAGAAAAGCGUGAUGUUAUGUACUUGAAGGAGCCUACAUGAUGCUUUACAACA
Messenger RNA from Dendrobium catenatum, 1530 nucleotides. Its product is annotated as F-box/LRR-repeat protein 2. NCBI's taxonomy places the organism in Eukaryota, Viridiplantae, Streptophyta, Magnoliopsida, Asparagales, Orchidaceae. The record is from RefSeq and is a predicted model, not a curated record. The transcript has 2 exons. Gene Ontology annotation, cellular component: SCF ubiquitin ligase complex. Gene Ontology annotation, molecular function: protein binding. Bases 54 to 1202 code for a protein of 382 amino acids. Gene Ontology annotation, biological process: SCF-dependent proteasomal ubiquitin-dependent protein catabolic process.